AUGGCUCUUCUCGUCUGCCUCUGCCUCGUUGGGAUCCUGAGAAGGACCCUGGGCACUGACACCGAAGAACGACUGGUAGAACACCUCUUGGAUCCAUUGCGGUACAACAAACUGAUCCGCCCAGCCACCAAUGGCUCCGAGCUGGUCACGGUACAGCUGAUGGUGUCGCUGGCGCAGCUCAUCAGCGUGCACGAGAGGGAGCAAAUCAUGACCACUAACGUGUGGCUGACACAGGAGUGGGAAGAUUAUCGCCUUACAUGGAACCCAGAGGAGUUUGAUGACAUGAAGAAGGUGCGCCUGCCAUCGAAACACAUCUGGCUUCCGGAUGUUGUGCUCUACAACAACGCUGACGGAAUGUACGAGGUGUCCUUCUACUCCAAUGCCGUGGUGUCCUACGACGGAAGCAUCUUUUGGCUCCCUCCAGCCAUCUACAAGAGUGCCUGCAAGAUCGAGGUGAAGCACUUUCCCUUCGACCAGCAGAACUGCACUUUGAAGUUCCGCUCGUGGACCUAUGACCGCACUGAGAUCGACCUGGUGCUGAAGAGUGAGGUGGCCAGCUUGGAUGACUUCACCCCCAGCGGGGAGUGGGACAUCAUUGCCCUGCCGGGUCGCCGCAAUGAGAACCCCAACGACUCCACCUACGUGGACAUCACUUACGACUUCAUCAUCCGGCGCAAACCCCUUUUCUACACCAUCAACCUGAUCAUCCCUUGCAUUCUCAUCACGUCGUUGGCCAUCCUGGUCUUCUACCUGCCCUCUGACUGCGGCGAGAAGAUGACCCUCUGCAUUUCAGUCCUCUUGGCCCUCACCGUCUUCCUGCUCCUUAUCUCCAAGAUCGUGCCGCCCACUUCGCUGGAUGUGCCGCUGGUAGGCAAGUAUCUGAUGUUCACCAUGGUCCUGGUGACCUUCUCCAUCGUCACCAGUGUCUGUGUGCUGAAUGUCCACCACCGCUCGCCCACCACCCACACCAUGCCGCCGUGGGUCAAGGUGGUCUUCCUUGACAAGCUGCCCGCCCUCCUCUUCAUGAAGCAGCCUCGGCAGAACUGUGCCCGCCAGCAGCUGCGCCAGAAGCGGCAGAACCAGGAGCGGGCCACCGGGAGCUUCUUCCUGCAGGAAGGUGCACGGUCCUGCACUUGUUACAUCAACCCAUCCACCGUCAAAAAGGCUGGGACAGGGGGCAGUGGUGGCAAUGGAGGUGGGAGCAGCAGAAGGCGCUUUACGGAAACAUCAGAGCCUGGGCUGAACGGCUGUCCGGACAGGCCAGGAGAGACGGUGCCGCCGCCUGGCCACUGCUGCUGCAGUCUGGAGGAAGCUGUGGAUGGCGUGCGAUUCAUUGCAGAUCAUAUGAAGAGCGAGGACGAUGACCAGAGUGUGAGCGAGGACUGGAAGUACGUGGCCAUGGUCAUCGACCGCCUCUUCCUGUGGAUCUUUGUCUUUGUCUGCGUCUUCGGCACCAUUGGCAUGUUCCUGCAGCCGCUCUUCCAGAACUAUGCCACCAACUCCCUCGCGCACAUCAACCACGGCGGCGGCGGCUCCGGCUCCAAAUAG
This is a messenger RNA of Rhineura floridana, 1548 nucleotides long. RefSeq names its product cholinergic receptor nicotinic beta 2 subunit (gene CHRNB2). Lineage: Eukaryota; Metazoa; Chordata; Lepidosauria; Squamata; Rhineuridae. Gene Ontology annotation, biological process: nervous system process; monoatomic ion transmembrane transport; signal transduction. The record is from RefSeq and is a predicted model, not a curated record. The transcript is spliced from 6 exons. Gene Ontology annotation, cellular component: synapse; postsynaptic membrane; neuron projection. The coding region runs from base 1 to 1548 and encodes 515 amino acids. Gene Ontology annotation, molecular function: acetylcholine-gated monoatomic cation-selective channel activity; transmembrane signaling receptor activity.